CCUAACCUUUUAACCCCAUGGAUGAUCGUUCUGAAGCAAACAGACUACUGCCUUGAAAGACAAAUAUAUAUAUAGAGAGAGAGAGACAGAGACAUAUGUCUAUAUACUCAUCUGGAGCUCAGUGUUACCCAUUACCCCAUACUUGUCUUGUAAAUAAAAUGUCUUGCCGAUUUAUAACGUUAGCUAACUGUGGUGGCACACAUCCCGGAUCCCUUAACGGACAGAACUGCAAUACUGUGGGAUUGUUUUCCUCAUCUUGCGCAGUGCGCGUGGUCCAUAAGCGCAAUAUCUGAACCCCAAGGAGGUGUGGAAGAGAUUCAAGAAACCGGAGAGUGCGAGAGGGAGUGUGUGUGUGAGAGAGAGUCUUCUAUAUCCCCUCUGAGGGAGACAUGCAGUUCGCCAAGGUUUUCUCUCAGUCGUUAUUGAGGAGCGCCAGAUCCGGACGAAUUCCCCCACGCGCGCGUUGCUGGAGAUAAAGCCAUUAGAGGUUUUGGUUUAUUGUAGCUCCCUAAGAUAUCUAUAUUUUAAUCGAAAAUGGAAGUCGGACUUAAAGCGUGGUAGAGACUAAAGGACAGAUGCAUCUCUGUUGUGUCAACAUGAAAAUACGCUCCAACAGUUAAACUUUACCUGCAGUUACAGAGGGAGGUGGAGGAACGCUGUUUGGCCUCUGUUGCUUUUACGGCGAGUCUCGCUCCUGCCACAAACGGACUCCACAGUAACCUGCAUAAGAACUGUGUCAGAGUUGAUCAACCAAAAUGAAGAGACGGCAAAAGCGUGUCUUGCAAAUGGCUUUUCUUUUCAUGGUGGCACUUAUAUUCUUGCCCAACGUUGGCUUGUGGUCACUGUACAAGGAGAAACACCUGAUGAAGUCGCACGAAGCAGGAGAGCAGGGCUUCUCUUUAGGCCUGAGUGAUGGGCACAUCUACACAUGGACGGACGGCUUAAGGAGGAUAGACUGGCAUGACAACGAGAGCAUCAGGAGGGACGAGCUGCGUGUUGGGAAGGGAGAACACGGGAAGCCUUACCCUCUGACUGAGGAUGAGUGUGAUGACUCUGUGUACAAAGAGAACGGCUUUAACAUCUACGUCAGCAACAACAUCGCCCUGGACCGCUCCCUUCCAGACAUCAGGCAUCCCAACUGCAAACAGAAGCUCUAUCUAGAGAACCUGCCAAACACCAGCAUCAUCAUCCCCUUCCACAAUGAAGGUUGGUCGUCGCUGCUGCGCACCAUCCACAGCGUGGUCAACCGCACCCCAGACCACCUCAUCGCUGAGAUUAUUCUGGUGGACGACUUCAGCGACAGAGAACACCUGAAGGAUCACCUGGAGGAGUACAUGGCCCGUUUUCCUAAGGUGCGGAUUGUGCGAACCAAGAAGCGCGAGGGUCUGAUCCGCACUCGUCUGCUGGGUGCCUCCGUGGCCAAGGGAGAGGUGCUCACCUUCCUGGACUCCCACUGCGAGGCCAACGUCAACUGGCUGCCUCCGCUGCUCGACCAGAUAGCCCAGAAUCCCAAGACCAUAGUGUGCCCGAUGAUUGACGUCAUUGACCAUAAUCACUUUGGCUACGAGGCCCAGGCAGGCGAUGCCAUGCGGGGGGCCUUCGACUGGGAGAUGUACUACAAGCGUAUCCCCAUUCCACCUGAGCUGCAGCGUGCAGACCCCAGCGACCCCUAUGAGUCUCCUGUAAUGGCUGGAGGUCUGUUUGCGGUGAAUAGACAGUGGUUCUGGGAGCUGGGUGGUUACGAUACUGGCCUGGAGAUUUGGGGUGGAGAGCAAUAUGAGAUCUCUUUCAAGGUGUGGAUGUGUGGUGGCAGCAUGUACGAUGUGCCCUGCUCCAGAGUGGGACACAUCUACAGGAAAUACGUGCCCUACAAAGUGCCCUCAGGGACCAGCCUGGCAAGAGUGAGUGUGUGGAAUUUGAAGCGAGUGGCAGAGACAUGGAUGGAUGAGUACACAGAGUUCAUCUACCAGCGGAGGCCAGAGUACCGACACCUCUCCACUGGGGACCUCACCGCGCAGAAAGAGCUUCGCAAGCACCUCAAGUGCAAAGACUUCAAGUGGUACAUGAAAAACGUGGCCUGGGACUUGCCCAAGUACUAUCCCCCUGUGGAGCCCUUGCCUGCUGCCUGGGGAGAGAUACGCAAUGUGGCGUCAGGUUUGUGUAUCGACUCCAAACACGGCUCGACAGGCACAGAGCUGCGUCUGGAUGCCUGUCCGAAGGAGGGGGCUGAGCGCACGUGGGCGCACGAGCAGAUUUUCACAUUUGGUUGGAGGGAAGACAUUCGGCCGGGUGACCCCCUCCACACCAGGAAGUUCUGCUUCGAUGCAAUCUCCCAGAGCAGCCCCGUCACACUGUACGACUGCCACGGGAUGAAGGGCAACCAGCACUGGAGCUAUCGGAAGGAUAAAUCUCUCUACCACCUGGUGAGCAGUGGUUGCAUGGACUGCAGCCCCAGCGAUAAGAGGAUUUUCAUGAACAAGUGUGACCCACUCUCGGAGACGCAGCAGUGGCUGUUCCAGAGAGUUAACGCCACCGUUUUGGACAAAUUCAACAGCGCUGCCAGCUCCUAGGAAUGCUGACUGCCCCAUCCUGCCUUCUGCCCCCUGAACAUGUACACAGCAGCCAAGCAGCUGUCUCACAGACCUCCCAGAAUCCUCAGCGAUAGGUCUUAGCAGCAGAGCUGAACGAUAAACUGUGCGUGUGCGCGCGUGUGUGUAUGCAUGUGCGUGUGUGUGUGUGUGUCUGAUCUAUCUGAGGCCCUUACGCUCUGGGAGAUGGACUAAAGUGGACCAAAAGUACUACACACAGAGUCCAGGGCUGUAGAGACUUCAAUGGCUGUGUGAGACGCUCGGCUGAUGAGGCCCAUUUAGGACCACAUAGAGCCCUUGCUGGUCAAGGAAAAUGUGGACAGCAAAAAUCUCCCUCUCUCUAUUAGGCUCUGUCUUUCUUAGUUAUGGAAUUACAUACUGAUCCAACCCUUUCUCAUUACAUGACAGAUAAGGAGGAAUUUGAAUUUGAUGAAUCUGAACAGAACAGAAUCUGAAUUCUGUUCCAGUGACCUCAAGACUGCUCCUCCACACCCUGAAGAUUGCAUAGUGAAUCUGGAUUUGGUCAGAGAUUCUGAAAGGAAUGCAUUGUUUAGUUUUGUAUCACUAUUUAUUUUUCAUGUUUGUUUUAAUGUAUAUUUAUUUUUUAUUUAUUGGGGGCCAUUUUUUUUAUCAGUGUAAGUUAUUAUGUAUAUACUUUAAUUAGGGUUUUAUUUCUGGUUCCUGUAAUAGUAAGAUUCAAACUGCUGACAAGUGAUUUUUGUCUCAUUGCUCUGGAAUCAGUUUUGUUCAGGCUUUAUUUCCAAUAAAGCAAAACAAAAGUGUU
Molecule: messenger RNA, 3372 nt
Organism: Clupea harengus (Atlantic herring)
Lineage: Eukaryota; Metazoa; Chordata; Actinopteri; Clupeiformes; Clupeidae
Gene: galntl6
Product: polypeptide N-acetylgalactosaminyltransferase like 6
Exons: 13
Coding region: 756-2570 (604 amino acids)
Biological process (GO): protein O-linked glycosylation
Cellular component (GO): Golgi apparatus
Molecular function (GO): polypeptide N-acetylgalactosaminyltransferase activity
Source: RefSeq, a predicted model, not a curated record